AUGGAUAGGUAAAAAUAAUUAUAUAUGUCGAUAGGUAUAACUGGUAGCUAUCUGUUACCUACACACUUACUCAUUUAGUUGUAUAUCUAUAAUUUUUCAGGUUACUAUUAAAUUCCAAUAAAGUAAAACAACCACAAAAUCCACGGAAAAAUGCAAAUAUUUUUGAAAUCCUCACAUUUAGGUAAGUCAAUAAAAUUAUUUAUUUUAGUACACAUAAUAAUAUUAGAAUUUCCAUUAUUUAAAUCUAGUAUAUUUGUUAACACAUAAACCCAUGUUUGGGAUCAGUACAGACACAUCAUGUAGGGGAGACUGGAUACGAUUGUAACACGGGACAAUUAUUGCUACACUAGCAAUUAUUUGCUCCAUAACCAAUACAAAAACGGAGGUCUUACGGGGAGGGGGGCGAUGGGUGGAUCGCCUCCCCCCUUGAACUUUAUUAUACUCGUAUAACUACAAAAACUUGAUAAUAUAUUUAUGUUUUACAUUUAUUUAUGAUUAACAAUUGUGGUAAAAAAGAGAGAAAAAAUCAAUGAUUUUAAUAUUUUUUGACAAUAAUAGGUUUCACUUAUUCCGUGAUAUAUCCAUUAUAAUGUGGCGGGGACCAAGGGACGACCAACUAAAAUAUUAUAGACCGAUUUUCAAAACAAAAUAACCAAAAAAGGACUUUAAUUUUGUAAUAUUACAUAAAAUAAUUUUUUAAAUUUAACAAACUAUUUUUUUUUUAUGACUACUAUUUUUAAAGACUGUAUUUGAUGUGAAAAAUAUCCCUCCCCCUUGGAAUUUGUUAAGGACCGCCACUGGACACACUAUAGGAUUAGACUAAAUGAAGCAAGUAGUAUACUAAUGAGCAAUAAAAGAAAACUUAUACAGAAUUUAGUAAAAACCAGAUUAUUAUAACUCAAUACAAGAUAAACUCGUAAUCUGAAUACAAAGAUAAAUGUUUUAAGUAAAAAUUACAAGUAAUUCAAGAAAUUCCUGAGGAGCGAAAAUAGUAUAUUAAUUGCAUCAGAUGUGGAAUUAUCAAAAAAAUGGGAUAAAUACUUUAGUAAUCUGUUAAAUUUUCUGGAACCCGUAAACACAUUUCCAUUUGAUGACAUACAAAGAAAUAUAACAAUAUGUCCAGUCCCAACCAAAAAAGAGAUUGUAGAAUAAAUAAUACGAUUGAAGAACCAUAAAGUCCUGGAGAAGACGAAAUUGCCGAAGAACUAUUAGAGAACAAUGAAAAUGUAUUAACAGAGCAUAUAUAUCUACCAAUAAAGGAGAUCUGGGAAAAGGAGGUGAUACCCGAGAAUUGGAAAAUGGCAAUUGUAUCUUCAAUCUACAAAAAGGAUAAUAAACAAAUGUGCAAUAAUUACAGAGGUAUUACCCCGAUAAAAAACAGACAUUUUUUAUUAAAUUAGUAAUUUAAUCUAGUAGGUAACGAAGAAAGUUGUUUUGUGAUCUUUCUUGUAGUUGUUUUAACGACUAGGCAAAACCGAAAAAUAACGUAGACAAUUUACUAAAAUAAUUCUUUAUUAUUUUCAUUUUUUUUUUUUUUUUUGUUGUUAUAAUUCAGUUUAAAAUAUUCGUAGAAACUUGAAUUUUUUAUAUAAAUCUUAUAUUUGCUUUUUCUAAACAUGGUAAAAAUUUUCAAAAUUGUUGACAUUUUAAUUUUACGAGAUUUGUACGUAAUUUUUGUUUGGUAGGUACUCUGCGGAUAAAAUUCUAAAACUAAACAAAAAUGCUUGACAAUUUAACAGAAGAUUCAUUAUAAGUUGUAUUUAGUGGGCAAAUAAAAAUUGAAUUUAAUGUACUUAGUAUUUUUUUUUUUUAAGAAUUUUAAAAUCAAAUUUUUUAUGAAAACCGUAAAUAUUACGGACUUUCAAAACAUAAAUAACCAAAAAUCGCUCCGUAUCGUUUUUAUUUGUGAAUGGAUUACUUUAUCGUUGUCUACAGGUAUAAUUUAAAUAACUUUAUAUACCUUCACGACUUUUGGCCCUCAACAAUCGGCGCAAUCGUCCCUAUAGUAUAAGUACUUUUCUUAUAAUCAUCAUUUGUGCAGCAACUCAUGAAAUUUAAGUUUUAAUACUAAGAUAUUUAUAAAGUUAUUAAGUUAAUUAAAUUAUGAAAAGUGUGACCAAACAAUAAUAGUAACAGAAAAUAUUAAUUUUAUUAAACAUUUUACAAUAGUACCGUACCCGUAUUAUCGUCUCCCCUACAUAUUACGAGUAUUACGAAUGGAGUAAUUAUUAAUAAAAUAUCUUUUAUUAAUAUUAUCAUAUCUCGAAUUAAAAAAAAUAAUUUGAAUUCAAUAAUUUUUGUAAAUUUAAUACUUAAGUAAUUUUUAAUAUUAUAUUUAUUAGCUGGUUGAUUAACCUGUUUAAAAUGGGAUUGAAAAAAGAUUUAGAUAAAAAUGAUUUAUAUACUCCAUUAGAAGAACACACAUCAUCAUUAUUAGGAAAUGAAUUGGAAAAGUAAGAUCUUCAAAAAUAAAUGUCAUAAUAGAAUAAAAUUAAUUUAUAUUUGGCUUAAGGAAAUGGAGAAUUGAACAAGACAUUUCAUACAAGACAAAUCGUAGACCUAGUCUUUUGAGAGUUCUCAUUCAAAUGUUUGGAGCUAAAUAUAUGUUUUGUGGUUCUUUAAUCGCUUUCAACGAACUGAUUUUAAAGUGAGAGUUGAAUUUAAUAUUUGAUUUAUUGAAUUAGAAGAUUUUUAACAGUCUAAAAAAGUCGAAAAUAGUAUUGAAAUUGGGAUACUGGGUAGCUCACUACAGUGGCGCCCAAACUAUAAUUUAAGUGUAGUAAUUACUAUAAUACAUUAUAUUUUAGUUGGAUAAUUGGUAAUUCCUAGUAAUUGGGAUAGUUGGGUAAAAUGGGUAUAAGUUAUACUUUUUAGGGUUGGAAAGUAUAUAAUUAUACCUGGUAAAAGUAUUUGAGAUGAGUGGCAGUUUUGAAUUUCCAAUUCCGCUACACCAUACAAAUACAUUUUGAGUGCCACUGUAAAUCAGUCUGCUUUAAAGUAAUCACCACACAGUAAGCGAUAUAUCCGGAUCUGGCCACCUAAUUUUGGGCACUAUUUAUCAGUCAUUAACUGAUUUUAAUUAUUAUUUAAAAAACAAAAUAUUUAUCUUAACUUCAUUUCACAAAUCAAAAGAAUACUUCUGCAAUGCAGGUAUAAAAGAAUUUGUUUUUGUGCGUAAUUUGUACGGCAUCUUAUCAAAUAUUGUGUCAAAAAUGUCACUGUAUAAAUAUUUUAUGUUCAAAAACAUCGUGAUAACAAAAAUGUCGCGAUAUAAAAAAUACUUAACUAACUAGAAGAACUAACUGAAGACCCGUGGAUUGAUAGAAUUUGUUGAAAAACCAGGCCCUUAUUCAACAUAAAUGUAAGGAAUUAUUAUUCAAUAAAUUCUUGAUAUUCCACAUUUCGAUUGAAGGUUAGCAUAACUAUUUCAAUUAAAUGUUCAUUUGUCGCAAUUAUCAAUCGUUUAUUCGUUAUACGUGUAUUUACAUUGAUUUAUUUUAAAAAAAUAUAUAAAUUCUUAAAUAAUUAAAAAGUUGAACAAUAUAUUACCGGCGUCGAACUUAUAGAAAGAAAAAAAACGCCAGAAAUUUACAGUAAAGUAAGUUAAAAUACGUCUGAAAUGGGUAAAUGGGUCAGUAGGUUAGUAGUUAUCAAUGGGUGCAAAAAAAUAUUGAUUGACGACUACUUCUGUUGAACAUCCCACAAUUUCCAAUACCAAUUAUAAUAAAACUGUUUUUAACUAACUAUAUAAUAAAAUGGCGACUACAUAAUUUAACGUAAGAUUUGUUUUAAACUGUAGAGAGGUGGAUAGAAAUGACACUAUAGAUAGAUAAACAAAAAUUGAAAAAGUCUAUUGUUAGAUAUUUAAAUAUUUCUUAUGUAGUGACAUUUAUACCACAACAUUUUUACUGCAAAAUACUUGCAAUCGGCCACGGUAUUUUUACCUCUAUUAAAUUUGCAGAUAAAACUAUAGAAUUCAUAAAAAAAAAAAGAUGUAUGUGAGUAAUUUGUUGGUAUAUGAUAAGUGUUUUAACGGAAAACUAAAUCAAUAAAUCAUUAGAUUUUUUUUUGUCCAUCUUCAAUUAUAGAAUGGCUCAACCACUAUGUAUUGGUGGACUAUUGUCAUAUUUCAACAGCAAUAGUUCUAACAAAACAGAUUUUAGGCAAGCAUUCAUUUGGGCAUCAGGCUUUUUAUUAGGCAUGUUUAUUACAUCACCUAUAUUUCAUUCGAGUCAUCUCGAGAUCUUACACUGUGGUAUGAAGAUGCGAGUGGCCUGCUGCUCGGUAGUUUAUAGAAAGGUAAAUAAAAAGAAAAACUUAUUUAAUUGAUUAUUGGAAAUAUAUAUAAAUACACUGUAUUUAUUAAUAAUAACAUAUUUAUCAUUAUAUGUAGAUUUUUGACAUAAAAAUAAAAAGGAAAAUUAAUACAUGCAAAUAGGUACUUAAUUAUAUAAUUUUGACGAGUAUCAUAAUAAAUUUUUAAUUAUUUUUAAGUGUUUUUAAAACUAAUCACCAACAUAUUAAAACAAAACUGGGGUAAUUUUAUAGUUUAAUAGAUGUGAAUUGUAUGUUAAGUUAACAUGAAUUAUUUCAUUAAACAUUAACUGUGGUUUUUAUUAUUAUUUUGAGUUCUUACAUUUGCAUAUUAUUUAUAUUUAUAUGGUAUUAAUUGAUUUCAAUUGCAAAAGCUAAUUUUACUAAAAAACGACAAAUGAUGAUUGUUCAAUAUUGAAACUGAACAAACCAAUGGUAGAUAUUAAGUUUUUAUGAGUCUAUAGGUACGUGUAUUCAUCGACAAAAACUAUUUCUUAAAAUUGAGAUACCAAACCAAUUUAAUUUACCUCAAUUAUUUAACACAUUUUUUGUUCAUAAUAAUCAUAUCAAAUUAUUAUUGCAUAGGCAUUACGUUUGAGCCAUAUCGCGCUUGGUAAAAUUACAGUCGGCCAAGUGAUAAAUUUAAUAUCAAAUGAUUUAAAUAGAUUUGAUACCGCUUUACCGGAAAUUCAAUAUUUAUGGAUUGGUCCCCUGCAAACUAUUAUGAUCACAUAUUUUGUAUGGCAAAAAAUUGGGGUUUCGUCAUUAAUAGGAGUGGCGACAUUAUUUAUUUUUAUCCCUUUACAAGGUUUGAAAAUAUAUAAUCCAUAUAAUAUUUAUAAUGCAUAUAGAAACUAAAGUACAAUUAACAAAAUUAAAUAAUUUACAAUAACCCAUGCAAUAUUUAAUUUAUUUCAGGUUGGUUUGGAAAAAAAAUUGCAGAAUUUCGAUUAAAGACGGCUAGUUUGACCGACGAUAGAGUUCGUUUGAUGAACGAAAUCAUCUUGGGCAUACAAGUGAUAAAAAUGUACGCAUGGGAAAAACCAUUUGCAAAUCUUAUAAAACAAGUGAGGAAGUAGGUAGCAAUAUUUAUUAAAUAAAAAACAGGUAUUGUGUGAUAUUAAAGUACUUAAUUAUAAAAUAUUAAUACCAUUUAGAAAAGAAAUCCAACAAAUCAGAGGGUCAUUAAUUAUCAAAAUUAUUUCAAGGUCAUUUCCAGAUUUUCAAACGAAAUUUCAAGUAUUUGUUAUGAUUUUAUCAUACGUAUUACUAGAAAAUUAUAUAUCUGUAGAAAAAGUAAAUACUUACAUUCAAUAUAUUAUGCCAAUAAAAAUAAUGUAAUAAGGUAAACAUUUUAAUAUUUAUUCCAAGGUAUAUGUUGUAACUUCUUAUUAUUCACUUUUACGGUUUACAAUGGGAUUGUUUUUCUCACAAGCACCAUCUCAACUAGCAGAACUUCUAAUAUCAAUAAAACGCAUACAGGUUUAUAAAUAAUAUUUUCUCUAAUAUAUUUAUUAUCAAAACUAAAAAAUUAAGUGCCAAAACCAUAAUUGCAACAACCAAAUAUACAGAAUGAUUCACUAAGCGUGCUCACUCCUUAUUUUUGCAUGUAUUCAAAUUCUAAUUUUUGAAAUUUUAAAGUGUAAUUAGAGCCAAUAUUUUCGAACACUAAAUUUUUCUAGGGAAUAACCUAACCGCGUUACACGAUAAAAUCAGUUUUCUCACAGAUUAAUCGAAUUCAAAAAUUAUAAAACGCCAAGUACCAUGUGCCAUGCCACCACAUAAAUGAUACUCCGCUUCUCUCCACCUAACAAAACUAUAAGUGAAAUAUCUCAUUAACGAAUUGAUGGAAAUUAAAAAUAUUAACACCAAAAUGUAAUUAAAGUAAUACUCUGAUCUAUUUAUAAAGUUUUUUUUAAAAUAGGUCCUUAUUUGAAAAUUCAAAGUUGGUAUAGCCAAAAGAUACUCCUUAAAUAUUAUGAAAAAUCUAAGUAUUUGAAAAUGCUUCAACUAAACUUAAAAAAAAACAAUAGCCUCAACUACACUUAAAAAUUUCAAAAAUCAAAAUUUGAAUAUAUCAAAAGAGCACGCUUAGUGAAUCAUCCUGUAUAAUAAUUGUGUGUUUAUACACAGAAUUUUUUAAUACUCAUUGAAAAAGACAGUCAGAUGGUGAAGCCUGUGAAUGAAUUGCAUUCUGAACCAAAUGAAUUAUCCAUUUUGAAUAACAGUGACACAAAAAUUGAUUUUCAAAAUUCAAAUAACAUUGGCAUAGUCGUAUCAAAUGCUACUGCAAAAUGGGCUUAUNCAUCAAUAAAUUAAGAAAAAAAUAAUAAAUUAUUUGUUCAGAGUUCGUUAUUACAAGCGAUUUUAGGAGAAUUGCCACUUUCCAAUGGGAACAUUUCUAUUAGUGGGGUAGUUUCUUACGCCUCUCAAGAACCUUGGAUAUUGUCAGGAUCUAUUUUAGAUAAUAUAUUAUUCCACUCACCAAUGGAUAAACAACGUUAUAAACAAGUGAAAAAUAACUUAUAAUAUAAACUUACAUAUAUAAUUUCUGUUAUUGUCAUUGGAACAGGUCAUAAAAGCAUGCGCAUUAAAAAACGAUUUGGAACAUUUUCCAUACGGCGAUCGUACAAUAGUAGGUGAAAGAGGUGUAACUCUUAGUGGUGGACAAAGGGCAAGAAUAAACUUGGCAAGGUAAAUAUAACUCAACAAAUUAAUUGUAUUAAUUUAAUUUAUCAAUAUAUUUUAGAGCAAUUUAUAGACAAGCAGAUAUUUAUUUAUUGGAUGACCCAUUGUCGGCCGUUGAUACUCGUGUUGGUAAACAUUUGUUUGAAAAUUGUAUAAAAGGCAAGUAUUUAUUACAUUUAUUUGGUAGUAAUAAUCUACUGAUAAAUCUAUAUAUUGAUGUUUCAUUUUCAAUAUUUAGGUUACCUCAAAGAAAAAACAUGUAUUCUCGUUACACAUCAAAUUCAAUUCUUGACAAAUGUAGAUCAUAUCUUGCUAAUGGAAAAUGUAACUAAUAAUUCAAAUUUAAUAAUUUAAAUUAUUAUUUUGUUAUUAAUUAUACAAAUUGAAUAGCUUUUUUAAAACAUUAAUUACAGUUGAUAUUAAUUGACAAUUUUAUUUUCAUUCUAGGCAAGUAUUAUAACUGCGGGUUCCUUUAAUGAACUUAAAGACUCUGGUUUUGACUUUUCAAAACUACUUGGAUUUCCAGAAGAAACAACUGUAGAAUCUUAUAUUAAAUGUAAAAAUGCAAUUAAAAUAAGUGUGGAUUCAUGCUCUAAUAUUUCACGGUCUGAAGAUAGUAUUAAAUCUCUUAUUAACGGAAAUACUGAAAACCCUUAUGAAGAAGAAGAAAUUCAUUCUUCUGGUCAUGUUUCGAAAAAUGUUUAUAUAUCAUAUUUUUCUUCAUGCGGAAUUUUUAAAACAGUUUUCGUAUUGUUUAUAUUUACUUUAUGUCAAGUGUUAAUUACAUUUGAAGAUUUUUGGAUUAGUUUUUGGUAAUAUAAACAUUAUAAUCUAUCGGGGUGUACACAUAUUUUAUACAUUUUAAAUACAUUGUAUAUAUUGUUGAAGGGUAAAUGAAGAAGAUGUUUGUCGCAAUGAAAAUACUACAAUUUCACUAAACAGUACUUUAAUGUUUCACAACUCAUUGGAUCAGUGUAAUUUAUCAUCAGAUUUUCGAUUUAUCCGUAUAAUAGUAUAUACUAAUAUUACUGUGGCAAUUAUACUGGCUAUUCUUAUGAGAACGGCAAUAUUUGUAUCAGCUUGUACAAAUGCAUCAAUAAAUUUGCAUAACACUAUGUUCAACGCUAUAACUAGAACAACUAUGCAUUUUUUCCACACUAAUUCGUUAGGUAAUAAAAUUAAGUUAAUAAAUUGCAUUUGUAUGUAUAUAUAAUGAUAUAUAUAUAUAUAUAUAUAAAAUAAUAUAAAUUUCUUUCUACAGGACGGAUUUUGAAUCGUUUUUCAAAGGAUGUAGGUGCUAUCGAUGAUAGUUUACCAGUAAUUUUGCUAUACUGUGUACAAGUAACGUAAACUUAUAAUGCUAAACCGAUAUUACAUUAUUUUUAUAAAUUUAUAGUAUAACUAUAGAAUUUGUUUAUUGUUAUCAUUAAAAUUAGGGCGCAAUGAAAGUUUCGGGAAUCAUAUUUGCUAUCGGACUAGUUAACAUAUAUUUAAUGAUUCCAUCAAUUGUUGUUAUAAUACUUUUUUAUUAUUUAAGUAUGUUCUAUUCACCGACAUCUCGAAGUGUAAAGCGCCUUGAAGGAAUUGGUAUGAAUACAAUUAUUUUACUAUUCUGUUUAAUCAUUCAAUCAAAAAUUCAAUCUAAUUUAUCAUUUUCUAAAUUUAAAAAAUUAACAUUUACAUUAGCACGAAGUCCUAUAUAUGGACAUUUGGCUGCAUCUAUACAAGGUUUAACCACAGUUAGAGCACAUAAAACAGAAAACUUUCUCAUUCAAGAAUUUGACAAACAUCAAGUAAUAUAUUAUUAAUACAUUUUUUUAUUAAAAUAAUCAUGAAAUUAGUAGAAAAAUUUAAUACUCAACUUAAGUAAAGAUAUAAUAGAUACUUUUAGUAUUCCAUUUUGUUUGUUAUCCGAAUAAUUCUAUUAUACCUUCGUAAUUAAAGUCAUAUUAUGAAUUAUUAAAUUUUUUAUUAAAAACCUAGGACUUCCAUUCAUCUGCUUGGUUUGUGUUUAUCUCUAUAAAUCAAGGGUUUGGUUUUUGGUCUGAUUAUGUCUGCUUUAUUUAUAUAAGUAUUGUCACUUUAAGCUUCUUAUUCAUGGAUAACUGUGAGUUUUAAAAAAAUUAAAUAUAAUACAUUGUUGUCAAUAAUAUUUUAACUGUCUUUAAGACAUUAAUGGAGCUUAUGUUGGAUUGAUUAUAACUCAAAUCAUUAUCCUUGCCUCAAAUGUUCAGUGGGGAAUACGACAAUUAGUCUCAUUAGAAAACGAAAUGACCUCUGUCGAAAGAAUAAUUGAAUACUCAAAUUCGCCACAAGAACCUAAACUUCAGUCUGUACAGGGUAAUAUGUUAUUAUUAAACAUAAUUAAUUCUAUUGGUAUAUUAAAAAAUUAUUGACACUAUUUUAUUUAGAUAAACCACUUUCAAAUGAAUGGCCGAGCCAAGGGGAAAUUGUAUUUCUAAAUUUUGGUUUACAAUACAGUUCAGAUACACCACAUGUUUUAAAAAAUCUUAAUUUUACGAUCCAAUCAGAAAAAAAGGUAAUUAGGGUUUUUUUCAAAUAUACAGAUUUUUAUUAAGUGUUUUUUUUCAUGAAAUUAGGUUGGGAUUGUUGGUAGAACUGGCGCUGGAAAAUCAUCCAUAAUAGCAGCAUUGUUUAGGUUAGCAAUUAAUGAGGGUAACAUCUUUAUUGACAAAAUAGAAAUACAUUCACUGGGACUACAUGAAUUACGUUCAAAAAUUUCUAUCAUUCCUCAAGAACCAAUUUUGUUUUCUGGAACCAUGCGUACAAAUUUAGAUCCCUUCGGUGAAUACCCUGAUCAUAUACUCUGGGAUGCUUUAGAAAAAGUAUUAACAAUGAUCUGAGAUUUUUAUACUUGUUAUUAUAAUUUACGUUUAUUUUAUUUUUAUCUAUAGAUAGAACUAAAAAAAACUAUUGAGAAUUUACCCGGUGGUUUAAAUACAAAAAUGUCCGAAAGCGGUUCCAAUUUCAGUGUCGGCCAAAGGCAACUAGUAUGUUUGGCUAGGGCAAUUAUUCGAAAUAAUAAAAUUCUCGUUUUGGAUGAAGCCACAGCAAAUGUUGAUUUACAGUAAUAAAAGAUAUAAAUCUAUAAUAAGUUUAUAGAUAUAAUAAAAAUAAUUUCAUUAAUCUUUUUAAUUUCUCAGAACUGAUGCAUUAAUUCAAAAUACAAUACGGAACCAUUUUAAAACGUGUACAGUAUUGACGAUUGCUCACCGCUUAAACACUGUUAUAGAUUCUGACAAGAUUAUUGUAAUGGAAGCAGGGCGUAUGGUAGAGUUUGAUCACUCAUAUAAUUUGUUAAAAAAUAAAGAUGGAUAUUUCUACAAAAUGGUAGAACAAGCAGGACAGUCCACAGCUAAUUCGUUAAAACGUAUAGCUGCAGAGGUAGAACUUAUAACAGUAUCAUAUAAUAUUGUUCUUAAUUUUAUGUUUGAUAUACGUUUAUUAAUUGUAUGUUGUUUUUUUUUAGAGCUACAAAUCUAUAAAGACAAAACUGUUGGUGUGA
Cinara cedri is the source of this 10528-nucleotide messenger RNA. The record is from the annotation of a GenBank genome assembly. Lineage: Eukaryota; Metazoa; Arthropoda; Insecta; Hemiptera; Aphididae.